Messenger RNA from Gallus gallus (chicken), 3006 nucleotides. Its product is annotated as PHD finger protein 7-like. Gene Ontology annotation, cellular component: nucleus. Bases 453 to 2261 code for a protein of 602 amino acids. The transcript has 10 exons. The record is from RefSeq and is a predicted model, not a curated record. NCBI's taxonomy places the organism in Eukaryota, Metazoa, Chordata, Aves, Galliformes, Phasianidae.
AGGUGUUCCAGAAGCGUGGGGAUGUGGCACUGAGGGACGCGGGCAGCGGGCAGCUGCGGGGGUGGACGGUGGCACUUGGUGAUCUUAGAGGUCUUUGCCAACCAGAGAGAUUCUGUCAUUCUGUGAAUGGAGCCAUUUAUUGCAACGAGAGGUAAUCAGCAGCAAAGAACCACAAAGUAAAGCCUCGAGAACAUCACGGGAACACGGAAACACUUGACUGGGAUACUGAUGGAGCCACGGGCCCGGCAGCAUUCAGGUGGGCCAGGAGGCUGGAUGUGUGGCCCAGUGCCUUCAGCAGCACCAACACGCCGGGUUCCUGCGGGGCUGCGUCCGGCACCGGGCCCCUCACUCUGCGCUGGCUGCAGGAGCCGCCGCCCUCCUGCUGGGGUGCCCUCACCCCUGUGACGUGUGAUGGCGUCACCGAGGGUGUCAGAGAGGGGCCAUUGUGACGCAUGGGGUGUGGAGCAGAGCUCAGGCUGCGGGGCUCAGGCGGAGCUCAGUGCGACUUGGUGAGGUUGGCACGUGGAGGAGAAAGCCCAGCACUGAUGGGACAGACACUCCGCAAGUGGUUGCCGUCAACGCGCACGGUGUGCGUGGAGACACAGGAGGCCGCCGGCUCGAGGGAGCCUGCAUGCGUGCUCUGUGGCCGAGUGGAUGAGGACUCGAGCAUCCUUGGGCACAAAAAAGAGCUCGGUGGAUUCUAUUUCCAUGAGUUUUGUGCGAUGUUUGCCAAUGAUCUCUGUGAACAUGUGGAAGCUGGCAGAAUGGCACAAUUUUCCAGAAAAGACCUGAUACGCACAGUGAGGCAGGCAGAGCAGACGCUCUGCUUCGUCUGUGGCAAGACAGGGGCCACCAUCACCUGCGCAGCGUUGGGCUGCGACCGCAGCUUCCAUCUCCCCUGCGCCUCGGAGGGCCAAUGUGUCACCCUGUACAUUGGAAAGUUCCGGUCCUUGUGCUGGGAGCACCGCCCGCAGCAGGCAGUGGAGGCAGCGCCGGCGCAGGACACGACCUGCAUCAUCUGCAUGGAGCCCGUGGGGGACAGCAGGUCGUACAGCACCAUGGUGUGCCCAUCCUGCCAACACGCCUGGUUCCACCGGGCCUGCAUCCAGGAACAGGCCAUGCGUGCCGGCAUCUAUUGCUUCCAGUGCCCCCUCUGCAGAGACAGGGACUGGUUUCUUCGAGACAUGGUCACUAUGGGGAUCCGAAUCCCAUUCAGAAAACCAACAUGGGAGGACAACAAUGCCUAUGCAUCCCUGCGAAUUCGACACGAUCGCUGUGAUGCCAGCAGCUGCCUUUACCCACGCGGCAGGGAGCGGGCAGAGAGAGAGGGGCCCUGGCAGCUGCUCCUCUGCAGCUCCUGUGCUGCACAAGGCACCCAUCGGCGCUGCUCCUUCUUGAGUCAGGGCACAGCCAGCUGGGAGUGCAACGCCUGUGCUGGAGAGGGCACCGCCUCCGGCAGCGGUGUGGACAGAGCUGGCCCCAGCACCGCCAGCCAGCAGGGACUGCCGCCUCUCAUAGGCCCCAUAACAUUGGAGAGCAGCAGCACCUCCAGCACCACCAGCACCACCAGCACCUCCAGCACCUCCAGCACCACCAGCACCACCAGCACCACCAGCCAGGCACCGUCGGGGCCAGCUCACGUUCCCAAGGUGCCUGAGAGCGGUGUCCCGCCUAACCAGCACAGGACAAAAUGGCGGAGAAUCUGCACACGUUUACAUCGCAUUGACGAUGAAUGGAACGAGCCCCAAGAAUGCUGCGGGAGCAGCCGUGCUGCAGCCCUGCUGAGCGUUGAGAGCAGCACCCCGAACUCUGCCAGCCAGGGUACAUCACGUCCCUCAAGGCACUCCCGUGCAGCUGGCUCCAGCCACCGGCGCAGACGGGGACAGCAGGAUCGCACAAGAAGCCGCUCUCCGCUGCAGCGCCAGGCCGCAGGUUCCCCGAGCCAGCCCCAAAGGCACCGUGGGAGCAGGCAGGCACCAGCCCUUAGUGAUGAGAGCGGCACCCACAGACACACAGGACAAGGAACACCGAGGUCCUCAAGAGUUUCCGCAGCGGCUGCUGGAAGCCGGUCCAGGCAGCCAGGGCGGGCCCGGACUCGAAGCCGCUCGCCUCGUCAACAUCGGGAUGCAGACACCCGCAGCCAGCCCCACAGACGCCGCAGGAGCCGGUCCAGGCGGCGACGGCCAGCCCAGGGGCGAAGGCCGCUCCCGGGUACCACGUCGGGCCCGGAAUACCCACCGCCGGCCCCACUGAUGCUGUAGGAGCAGCCGUGUGCAAGCUCCACUUGCUAUCCAAAGUCAUCAGAGUCCAUCGCAAUAAAACACAGUUCCAUCAUGCCACUGUCGCUUUCAUUCUUCUCUGCCUUUCCCGAGGUGGGCAGCUUUAGGGGCUGGAACCACGGGGAUCCCUUCCCCCCAGCACCCAACCCAUUCCUUCCUCCCCGCAGCCCGGUUCACGCUGAGCUGGGUUCUGGCCCCGACUCCCGUGGGGCGCAACAUUUCCAACGCGCAGCGUGGCAAGAGGCUAGGCUGGCAGCUGCAGCCCCAUUCUGGGGGUGUUUCUGACAUCUUGGGGACGUCGCUGUGUUUGGGACGUGCAGGCAGCCCCACGGCUGCUGCCGGCUGUGGGGUGGGCCAGGACCCGGGCUUUCCUCCUGCAUUCGGGCAGUGCCUCAGGUCUGCUGCCACUGCUCCUCAACGUGACGUCCACUGUAUAUUUACUUGGUCCAGCUGUCUCGAGAAAUAGCCCGCUGGUCUCUUCCUGGAUCCAGUGUGUUCUACCAGCUGUCCCGGUGCAAAGUGACCUCCUCCGUGCCUGUUGUAUGCGUAGCGAGGGAAACGAGGUGUGUUGUAGGCGUAGCGAGGGAAACGAGGUGUGACGCGUGCAGGUUCCUAUGCCACCUGUGUGUUAUGCCACCUGUGUGUGCCAAGUGUAACUUCGUGAUUGGAGGAAACACUUGUAUUUAAACACGUAGCCUAUAGCAAUAAACGCCAUUUGCCUCACUUA